AUGUCCAACAUUCAGUCAACUUAAUAGAGUUAAUAGCCUUCAGAGCUUUAGAAAAAUAUCAACGAAACAGAGCUAGAAAGAGACAGAGCUCUAAUUGAUCUCUCGAGGAAACAAAAUAUUUAAGACACUCAACCUGAUUUAUCAAGAGAGAAAACCCUUUCAAAUCUCGAAGGUCUUGACAAGUAGCGAUAAUUCAGAGAUAUUAGUCAAGGCACUUAAGAGACUUUUAAUUAAACUACGUUAGGGGUACCUCAACAUUAAACUUUGGAUUCUAAAGAGCAAGAUUUUAGACAAAGUGAGGAAUUCUAGCAUAUGAAUGCAGGAGAAAGGAAACUUUACGAAUAGUAAUUACAGUAGAAGCGUGAUGCAGCUUAUUAUGAUAUUAAAAGACAAGAAGCAGUAGAGAUUCCUAGAUAAGAAAAGCAUGAGGCCAGAAUGCUCUAGAAGAAAGAGGAAGAACUCAAUAGACUCAUGAGGUAAAAAGAGUAAUAAUCCAAAGAAAAGACUGGAGAGGUAUAGGUAGAGAAGGAUAAGGAACGUAUUGUUACUAUGGAUUAAGAUACAGAAGUGAAGCCUAUUAGGUUCAGUGAUCCCCUCUAAUAGAGGCUUGAGAAAAGAGAUCCAAAAGAGGACCGAUUGAAAGAAUCUAAUGCAGUCUCAUUAAAUGCAAACCUCCCUCAAUAGGAAUAGAAGAAUUUAAGCAAAGAGUUGCUUGAGAAAUAGUCAAAUGUAAAGCAAGGUGAAUUCGCUAGCAAUAAAAGAUUUGAGAACCUAGCAUGA
Molecule: messenger RNA, 780 nt
Organism: Stylonychia lemnae
Lineage: Eukaryota; Ciliophora; Spirotrichea; Sporadotrichida; Oxytrichidae
Source: the annotation of a GenBank genome assembly